AUGCUCAAUAAUUCUUUAGUUUCUCAUCAAUUACAAAAUUCACUCAUAUAGUAUCCCUUACCUGUUCCAAACCCUACUUAACCUAUAUCUGCUAGACAAAAAAUCCACGUCUCCAACUUACCUUUAAAUGUCACAACCUAAUAAUUGCAAUAAGCCUUUUAAACUUAUGGAAACAUUUUAGACAUCAGGAUCAUCAGAAAAACACCUACAGGUAUAGGAGUUAAUUGACAAAAGGAUUACCUUUACAUAUUUCAUGUUAUGCUUUUAUUGCUUUUGCUGAUAAUGAUGCGGCUGAUAAGGCAAUUCAAGAUGGUAGAAUCGGGGAUUGGACUGUGAAGCCUUAAAUCGAUAAACAAGCUAUUACUAGAUGCAAAUCUAGAUCUCGAUCCAGAUCUUAGGAGAAAAACAAACAAGUAUUAACUAAUGGACCCAUUACUCCUUUGGAGCCAUCUCCAAAAAUAUAAAUUCAACUUUUUGUUAGAGAAUUGUUUGUUAGUGGAAUAUCCAAGAAUUAUGAUGAAUUGAAGAUUCGCUAGGUAAUAGAAUGUGAAAAUUAUAGAUUUUUUCAUAAUUUGGCCCUAUAGAGAGGGUUGAUCUGUAUCCUAAUAAGCAUAAUAUAUUUAACAGUUAUAUAAAAUUUUUUACUGUAUAAACUUUUUUUUUAUUUGAAUUUAGAUAGAUUAAGCUAUUUCUGCCUAUGAAGAAAUGGAUAGUAUUUAAUAAUAAUUUUCUACUUAAAUAAAAAUUUAUUUUUCUGACCCUAUAAAAAGACACAAUAUUGUUGGCAAUAAGUAAAUUUUAUUAGAAUUUUUAGUUUAUCAAAUGAGUAACAUUCUAAACUUUCAUCAGUAUUAUUUAUAUUUUUUCCUCCUAAUUUAAAUAAAAAAGUUGAUCAUGCGUUUUUGUUUGAAGUAAUUUUUUAAAUCAUUUUAUAAAAGAUAUGCCAGAAUCAUUAAUGCCAACCUCUCCUAUGGAAUCACGUUCAACAAGACCCAAAUUACAAAUCAUACACUCUUCUACAAUUCAGAGACACAAAACAAGCAAUCCAAAUACGAAACUACCUCCAAUAGCAUUUAGUAGACCUCCUAGGUGAUUCAAAGUGCGAAGUGGGAAUAGUCUCACUUCCAACAAAGCUCAUCCAAUAACAACAACAACAACCACCACAACAAUAUCAACCAAUCCAAAUGCUCCCGUAACAACAACUACCAAACAAUAUGAUGAUACCCCAAGUCACAUAACCCUUCUAAUGUAACUAUUAGCCACUCUUCAUACCAUAAUAAGUCAUGAUCUAAUAGCCAAAAUAGCAGCAAUUCAUGAUGCCUAAAUAAGAACGAAGAAUGUAUCAUCAAUUCGUAGAUCCAACAUAAUUUAAUCUUCCCUAAUAAAUUCAACCUCUUGAAUAAGAUACGAAACUCAAACCGAAUCACAAUCUAAAUGGAAACCAAGAGAUUCUUGAUGGGUUUUUAAACUUUGACACCAAUCAACAAUAAUAGUAGCGACAAGAUUGGGAUACAUUUUGGAGCGGGUUCAUGUUUAGAAGUAAGAGUCAUAAGGUUGGAGUGGAUGCCAAAUGUUAGGAAUCGGAAGUAAUUGGAUUUACUAUUAACAUCUAUAGGCUCCCAUAACUAUGUCUCCAUAAAUAUAAGUGAAUUAUAAGGGAAACUUUACUGAUGCCAAGAAGUUAGCCUAUGAGGCUUUCAAAUUCAUUCUCUGUCCUUCCGAUGCCACUUAGGUUCUGAUUUUAACUUAUAUCUUUAGAAUACUGUAUUUCAGGAAUAUAUAGAUUAUUUUUCAGAAAAGAAUAAGAUUGGGGUUGCAUAUAUAGGAAACAACCUCCUGUACUUGCUCCCACCAAAUGAAAUCACAAACUCCAUCUUGCCAAUACAAGGAUUAGAAAUAUUAGCGCUGUAUGUCGAAGAUAAGAAAAAAUUCAUCAAUUCCAAUUAAGAUCAUGUGUUAUGA
Molecule: messenger RNA, 1962 nt
Organism: Paramecium octaurelia
Lineage: Eukaryota; Ciliophora; Oligohymenophorea; Peniculida; Parameciidae
Source: the annotation of a GenBank genome assembly